AAGACCUGGAUUAUGUUAAAACAACACAAUCAAUGGCUGAAAAAUACACAAGCAACAGGUUCACUGAAACUGAGGACAUUUUAGAAUCCAUCUGCAGCCAAAGAAACAUCACAAUUGCUCAUUCAUGCCCCAAUAGUUGGAAGCAUCAAAAAAAAUACUGUUAUUACUUUUCAACUGAAAAGACAAACUGGACUAACGCCUUGCAGAAUUGUAUUAUUUAUAAUGCAUAUCUGGUUAGCAUUUCAUCUGAUGAAGAACAGGGUUUUCUGAAAAAUAACCCCAAUAGAGUUGACAAUUAUUGGUUGGGUAUGAGUGAUUUAGAAGGACAGUGGAAGUGGAAAGAUAGCGAUAUGCUAGUCGGAACAAGUUUUUGGGAUCAAGGAGAGCCAAGCAAGGAUGUCAACAAGAACUGUGGGAUCAUGCUUUCCAAUGGGACAUGGGCAUCUGCUGUGUGUUCUGUUCACAAUAGGUGGAUUUGCAAAAAGAGAUUGAUCUGCUGAAACAAUUCUUUAAGCUGUGUGCUCCUGAUACAGGAGUUAUACAAUCUGUUAUGUGCUGAAGAUGCUUAGUAACUAGACAGAAGUUACCAUCUUCUUAUCAUUCAUAUUGUGACACACAAUUCCAUAUUUGCCCAUAUCAAAAUGUAUAGAUAAUUGUGUGAUGAAAUAUUCCUUCUCUGCAGUUGAUCCAUAUUUCCCAGAGCUCGCAUAAUCAUCCAUAUAAAACUUGAGGGCAGGGAAACAGGUAUACUUUCCUCUAGUUCCUAUACAAAUAGCAAAAAUAAGACAUGUUAAAUUCAUGUAUUAAUAUAGUAGGCACGUUGACCCAUAGAAACACUGUCAAUUCCUGCCCUCCAAUGACCCAUACUCAUAAUGGGGCACUCUGAGAGAGAACGUAUACCCAGUGUUUUUAAAACAGUGCAGCCAUAAUCCUAAUUAUUCAUGAAUGUCACAUGAUAUGUCAAUGAAUGUCACAUGAAUGUCAUAUGAAUGUCACAUGAAUGUCAAGGCAGUGAACACAUUGGUUUCAGGAAAAUUCCCCACAACAAAACACUCAUAGUUAAUAUUAAGAAAGUAUGAUUUCUUGCAUAAAAACCAGGAGAAAGCCUUCAGAACUUGAAAUGCUCAUGCUGCCCAAAAAGCCACUCAUUAGCUCGUUCUCCAAGCUUUAGAUGUGAGUGAAAUAUUGAAGAUUUUAAGAAUUGCAGCAUCCCCCCCCUCUUCCUUAAUUAUAAAAGUUUUAGCCUCUAGGGUCACACAGAUUUUCCUUUCUUGAGAAUUGCCCUAGCAUUCCCCUACUAUCUAUACAUCCCGCUUCUUCCGCCUCACUCACACACGCACUCAUUAAGCUGCUCCUCAGGCUCAUUUGCAAGCUGGUAAUGAAAGUGGAGUGGGGAAUGCAAGAUGCAAUUUUUGGAGGUGCUUAUUUAAAUAUAUUCUCAAGACAGGAAAAAAAAAGUGGAGCAUUGGUUGCCAGUUUGGGCACCUUACAAAUCUGUAGACAUAAGCAUCCAAAAUUCUUUGCAGUGGUCUUGCAGACUGGGGAAUUCAAGAAACUAUACAGAUUGGGGAAAGGUUGAUGUAAAGCAGACCCAAAAGAAAGGAAGUUGUACAGUACAAAUAUUUUUACUCUCUGUUCUACUCUACUUUCAAAUGCUAGUAAUGACCAGUCUAUUCUUUUUUUA
This is a messenger RNA of Protobothrops mucrosquamatus (brown spotted pit viper), 1684 nucleotides long. RefSeq names its product CD209 antigen-like protein C. The record is from RefSeq and is a predicted model, not a curated record. Lineage: Eukaryota; Metazoa; Chordata; Lepidosauria; Squamata; Viperidae. Bases 33 to 500 code for a protein of 155 amino acids. The transcript is spliced from 4 exons.